Messenger RNA from Corylus avellana, 1168 nucleotides. RefSeq names its product MYB-like transcription factor ODO1. Lineage: Eukaryota; Viridiplantae; Streptophyta; Magnoliopsida; Fagales; Betulaceae. The record is from RefSeq and is a predicted model, not a curated record.
AUGGGGAGGCAACCAUGCUGUGACAAGCUUGGGGUAAAGAAAGGGCCAUGGACGGCUGAGGAGGACAAGAAACUCAUCAACUUCAUUCUCACCAAUGGCCAGUGCUGUUGGCGCGCCGUCCCGAAACUCGCCGGCCUCCGACGAUGUGGGAAGAGCUGCCGCCUCCGGUGGACUAACUAUCUUCGACCUGACCUCAAGAGAGGCCUCCUCAGCGAAGCUGAAGAGCAGUUGGUUAUUGAUCUUCAUGCCCGCCUUGGCAAUAGGUGGUCCAAGAUUGCAGCCAGAUUGCCGGGAAGAACAGAUAACGAGAUUAAGAAUCACUGGAACACCCACAUAAAAAAAAAGCUUCUCAAGAUGGGAAUCGAUCCUGUAACUCAUGAACCACUUCAAAAACAACUAUUGUCCGACGAAGCUCCGCUGUCGGACUCCCAAGAAUCCGGCAACCAUUGUGUCGCCGAAAACGACAGCAUCAUAAACUCCGAGGCCCACUCAAGCUCACCGACCGAAAACUGUUCCAGCGAUGACUCUCUCUUACUAGACAACAUUUGCAAAAACGAAUCCUUAGUGAACAGCUUGUGGCUAGACGAAGCUCCCCUUGUCGAUCCAACGUGGCAAAAUCCCGCUGGCGGCUUGCCGUCCAUGGAGGAAAACUGUGCAUGGUUACUGGAUUGCCAGGAUUUCGGAAUCCAUGAUUUUGGUUUAGACUGUUUCAGUGAUAUAGAAUUUAACGUGAUGAACAGUAAUUGACACGUAGAGGCAUACUGGACCUGGACUGAUGAUGAUGAUGAUGAAACAAAGAUGAGGAAAAAUGUUAAUAGCUUCAUCAAAUGAUCAUGUGCACAUGUAAAUGUUGUCUGGUUUUAUCUAUAUGCAUGUUUUGUUCCAGAAUAUUCUUGGAAGGUGGAAGGUGAACCUUGGCUCUUAUGAGGUCCCUCACCAACCAAACCAAAAGUAGUACAAAAGCAAAAAAAAAAAAAAAAAAAAAAAAACCAUUAAAAUGUGAUAUUAUUUAGUUCUUUAAUGUACGUUUGUACUGUUACGUCGAACGUAGGGACACAGUGGGCACUGUCCAAAAGUGUUAGUGGGCUAUGUCGUCGAUAUAUAUGAAUCCUUUUGUACAUACUGUUUCUGUGUUUAUAAUAAAGGGAGAAGGUAGCCGUUUUGUUUC